Brassica oleracea var. oleracea is the source of this 674-nucleotide messenger RNA. RefSeq lists its product as uncharacterized. The transcript has 2 exons. Bases 30 to 674 code for a protein of 214 amino acids. The record is from RefSeq and is a predicted model, not a curated record. Lineage: Eukaryota; Viridiplantae; Streptophyta; Magnoliopsida; Brassicales; Brassicaceae.
UGUAUGACAUUUAUCGCCGAUUGGGCCGUAUGACUGGGGUUUCAUUUCACGAGACCACAAAAUCUAUUCAAAUGGAUGAUGAAUGGUGGAAUGAUCGUAUUCAGGAAAUACCUGAUGCUGCAAAGCUCCGUGCACACCCCCUCACUGAUAUCGACAGAUUGGAUAGACUUUUUCGAGGCAAACACAUUUCAACCGAUGAUGGAUACUAUCCAGGUUCUGGAGUGGAUCAGAAUACCGAGUCUGAGACUGUUACCGAGAAUGAACACGACACUGUGAAUCUAGAAGAUGAUUCUGAUGCGCCUUCAAGAAACCAAAAUGAAACACCUUCUUCCUACAACCAGAGUUCCAAACGGGUGUACGGAAACACUUCGCGUAGUUCAUCUUCAGCACGUAAACGAGGAACAUCAAAGGUUUCGUAUGACUUCGUGACAAAUGAAGCCUAUAUGAAACUAACAGAACUUUAUGAACGAGCCCAAGAUAGCAAGCUUGAACGUGCAAUUGCCUCAUUACAAACACUACCAGGUCUUCAAUAUGACUCUUCGUUAUAUUGGGGAGCAGUGACUGUGCUUCAAAGUAAUGAGACACAUGCACGUGUUUAUCUUACACUACCCGAUGAUGAUGCUAGAAUUAAAUAUCUCGAAAGAAUGACAGGAAUCGACCGAGAGGCUGAAUAA